AUGUGCAAAUACGCACUGAUAAAUAAGUGCGACCGAGGGGAAAACUGCACCUUUGCUCAUGACAUCAGCGAGCUGAGGAUAAAGCCCGACAUGAGGAAAACGAAGUUAUGUAAAAGUUACAUACUAGGAAAAUGCACGGACCACAACUGCAUCUAUGCCCAUUCAGUGAACGAGCUGAGGGAGGUUGGGAAGCCGGCUAUCUGCCAGCUGCACCGAGAAGGCAGGUGCAUCAAGGGGAACCAGUGCAGGUUCGCGCACUCCAUAAACGACAUAAACACGAAGCUGGUGCAGUUCUAUGAGGAGCACAUGCACGAGGGGGAAGUGGAGUUUUCGCGCCUGAGCAGGGGAGGCGGCGUUGGAGGCGGCGUGGGAGGCGGCGUGGGAGGCAGCAUGAGAGGCAGCGUGGGAAUCGGCAUGGAAAGCGCCCUGCGCAGCGGAGAACUGCUACACCUGGCUCGCCAAGAAAAGGGCAGGGAGUGGAAGCUAAGCGUGAACUUUACCGACGGUAGUUCCAACUCGUCAAGUGUUUCCAACCAGCCCACGCGGGGAUGCGCCAGAACCGCCAACAGAACAAGCAAAACAAGCAGCACAUGCAGAGGUAUAAACAGAGGAAUGAGCGGAGGAAUGAACAGAGCAAAUUUGAUAAAGAACUCCCCAUGCAGUGCCUUUUCAAGCAAUAACAUUUUAAAUUUGAACUGUCGAAAGGAAGAAGAAAAAAAAAACGAAGACCUGCUACUGGCCAGAGAUGGGAAGUACACACGAUUGUGCGCCAUCAACAUGAAUAUGAAGAGCAGGCAGGGGGGAGCCUAUCGAUAUGAUGAACGGUUGCUCAUCCAGGAUGGCAAGGAGGAUUACCCAUUAGAGGGAAAAUUUAAAAAGAUUAAUUACCCGGAAAAUAGACAGCAGCAUGAUGGGAAUGGUCCCAUAGAAUCGGUGAGACAGAACUUUACCCCCUCCUUCAAUUUUCGCUCCAUCUUAUCCUUUAAUGGGGAAGAAGCUGGGGAUAAUGGAAACCCUAGUGGGGCGGUAGAUGAUAGGAGUGGCACCAGUGGUGACGACUCGGUUAACUACGGAUUGGCACGAAAUGUGAAUGCGAUUGGGGAGGAGUCCACUCUAGGGUUAGGCAACCAAGGUGGAACCGUCCGUGGGGGGAAAUUCCCGCAGGGGGGAGAGUUCACCAGAGUGAGAGACUCCGGAAAGAAGGUGCCCCCUAGCGAAAGUGCCACAUUCAAGGAGGAGAAGAAAAAAACCCAGGGUAGUGCUGAUAAGGGGGAUGGGUUGGCACACAACGCAGACCGCUUCAUCAUUCGGGGAGGCCUCAGCUGGGAGGGGAAGGCCUACCCCAUGGGAGUGCUAUCCGGGAAUAGCGCUACGGACAGCAGCAGCAUUAGUAGCGGAGGAAGGAAGGCACUGCGCGGGGGGGACUAUGACGUUGGGAACUCCCCCCCGGAGUUGCAACAGAGAGGGGUGCAUGACGAUCCGACUCGAACCACCCCCUACGACAGAGAGGUUUCCCACUUUAUCCGCGGGGAGGGCCUUUCCAAUGAGCUGAAGAAGGGGAAUGAAAAGGAUGACGAUGAGGAAAGGUCCCAUCUGGCUAGGUACUACCAUUCCGCUUUGGCCGUAAAUAGAGAUGACACGUUUAAUUUCAUGGGGGGCUCCCUCCUCCGGUCGGCAUCGACAAGCGAAGAUGUUGCGAAUCGAAAGGAAUGCAGCACGUGUAAGACCUACAUGGCGGUGGACGCACAAACGGUGAGAGGUCGUCUUGAUGGGGAGAGUGGAAAGUUGGAGAGGGAGAGCAAAACGGGGGUUACACCAAAAAUAAGUAGCCAAAGUGGAACGUUGAACGUUAGGGAGGGUGGUCCUCCUGGUGGAAGCGGCACUCCGAAGGGGAGGGAAGAAGGUGACGACGGGGAUGCAGCGCAAGUGCGGGGGAAAGAGGAGGGGACAACCGGUUUGGCGAGUGCGCCCGACCCCUACCAAGAAGGAGGGAAGAGGCUGCUGCACAUGUUAGCCCUCAACACAGAAAGAAGGAGCACCACCGGCACGGCUGGCCACUCGCACAAGGGAUCGCCCUGCUGUCCGCCCGCGUUGGACAGUGAGCGCGCGAAUGGUAGUAGUGACCACAGCGGUGGUAGGGACAGCGGUGGUAGGCAUAGCGGUGGUAGGGACAGCGGUGGUAGGCAUAGCGGUGGUAAGGAUAGCGGCGCCUCCAACGAAGAACCGGCGGAGGGACUGACCCGGUACGGCAGUGGCCUGCAGGGCGGGAGCAACAGCCAGUAUGGCAGCAGCAACACAGUGGAUACCUGCGCGCAGAACUUCGAUGAGGUUUUCUUCGGCAGGGUUGAGGGGAGCGGAAUUGGCUCGGACUGCGGCCAAAGCGGGGGGGUAACACGCGCUUGGGUGGAAAGAGCAUCGUUGGGGAGGUGUGAGGACAAGAAGGGGAACCUCCAUAAUGAGAACCCCCAUGACGGGCAGCUCCACAAUGGGAACCCCCACGAGCUGCUAAAAUACCUCCAAGCCAUGCAGCAGCGGAGCGGAUGUUCGUCGCUGGAGAGGCUGCAGACGGAGGAUGGACCCUUCCAGAGGGGCGUCAGCGGCGAGCAUAUGGAGGCCUGCAUGGGCAGCUCAACUGCAUUGGGCGACUACGGGGGGGCGAAGAAUCAUGCCAGCUUUAGGCCGUAUAACUUAUUUUCCCUCUUUAGAGAAAGCAGCCCCGAAUUGAGGAGGCUGCCGGAUACCUGUGGUGGGAAGAGUGUGUCACAGAGGGGUGUCUCCCAAGAUGAAGUCUCAGGGCGAACGGGGAAGGGCAGCAGCGGAAGCGGUGGAAGCGGUGGUAGCGGCGGUAGCGGCGGAAGCAGCUACGGAGUGAAAUUUCGAGGCGAGCCCCUUAGGGAGAAGCGCUUCUGGAGGAGCGGGAGGAGCGGAAGAGGUGGAAGAGGUGGAAGAGGUGGAAGAGACGAAGUCCGCAGUGGUGAUCUACCUGAUGGAGGAGGAGAGCAGGUGGGCCCCGCGGGGUAUAACCUUAGCGGUGGUUCCCUCGAACAAGGCAACCAAGUGAGGGAGGAAGCAAAACUGCUAACCGCCACAAGAAGAGAAAAGAAUAAGAACCCUCUCCAUCGCCAAGUGAGCAGCGACUCUCCAGUGAUGAAUAGCCAUCAGGAUGGAAGCUACGAUUAUGUGGACUAUUCAAAUGAGGAGAAGAUGAUCGCAAGUGAGCACCAGCUGCUCUAUAGGUGGUUAGGUCUGUCCUCCUUAAGUGAAAGUGGCCCCCUGGGGGUGCACACCUCCGGGGAAAAUAUACUCCCCCCCCUGCAUGGUGAAGAAGCUUAUUUAGCAAAUUUAGAUGCGGCGGGAGGGAUUGAUCAUGUCCUGUGGAGUGAGAAGGAGAGGAGUUGUUGGUCGAAGAGGAGCGCGUGCAGGAGUAGCCCCUCAAGGAGCUUGAUCCACGGUGGAGCCCGGUCUCAAGUGAAGAGCAAAGAGGAAGAGUUUUACCCCCCCAGUUUGGGCAGCAUCCCAAUUGGGCACGAAGAAAUGGGAAGCGACAACGUAUUUAUGGCCAACUACAACUGGGAUGAUAAGGAGGAGAGACUUGUGAGCACCGAUGAGGGGGCCAUCCUGAUAGGCAGCACGGAGGGGGCGAUUAUGGGGAGCCAAGCGAGCAACCAUAGGACGGUGCACAGGAAGGAGAGCGACGUUGCGAAAAAAGGGGAGACCCAUUUUGGGAAGAGCGAUUACGGUGGUGACUUAACUGUGGGGAAGAUUCCCCCGAAGCGUCAGCUUUGUGAAGGGGUGGAGCGGAGCUGCGCUUGGGGGGGGGAGGCCAACUUGCUAGACGGGCAGAAGUGGGGCGGCCCGAAGUGGAGCGGGCAGAAGUGGGGCGGCCAGAAGUGGGACCAAGUCAGCCACGAGUCGCUCUCCAGGGCACACAUGGGGGAUGGUUCAGUAGGGGAGUGCCCCAACGGGCUACUGGACACCUGGAGCGGAGGCGCAAUGAGCUUCUUGGGGAGCGACGCGGAAAAGGAGAACAUGUCUGGCAGGGGGAGGAGUCAAGCAAGCCACCCGAGCUACGGAAAUCAUCCGAACCACGGAAGUCAUCCGAACCACCCGAGCCACGCGUUGACGGCGGCCUUCCUCAACUAUGACUACGAGAAGGGGAUCGAAGACGACGUUGUGAGGAGCUUCUUGGAGGAGAGGAACUUCCCCGCGUACGACCGUCUGGACAGUUCCUGCUUUUAUAACUUCCACGUGGGGAAUGGGAGGCCUCUUCUGAGUAACAGCGCGGAUGGCGCGGUGAGCGGCAAGGAGAGCAACUCUGCAUAUGACGGUGUGGAAGUCUCUGCGCAUGCCGAUGGUGCCUUCUGCGUCGACCUGUCAAAGGACCUGGACCUGCACUUCCUGAGCCAGGGCGGCUAG
Messenger RNA from Plasmodium vivax (malaria parasite P. vivax), 4416 nucleotides. RefSeq lists its product as hypothetical. Gene Ontology annotation, molecular function: metal ion binding. Lineage: Eukaryota; Apicomplexa; Aconoidasida; Haemosporida; Plasmodiidae. The coding region runs from base 1 to 4416 and encodes 1471 amino acids. The record is from RefSeq and is a predicted model, not a curated record. The transcript is spliced from 3 exons.